Messenger RNA from Ectocarpus siliculosus, 1880 nucleotides. Lineage: Eukaryota; Phaeophyceae; Ectocarpales; Ectocarpaceae. The record is from the annotation of a GenBank genome assembly.
AUGGACUCGAAUCAGAUUGAUGUGGUGGAGAACGGGGCCAUCGUCAAGGUGUUCCUGCUCGAAGGGCCGUUUCCAUGGAACACCCCCACGGCGAUUCUCGAUGGUGCUGGAAAUUUUUGGGAGAGCUUUGCCCUAACGCACGCGGCCCUCGGGUUCCUCGUGGAGGAGAGCGAGACCAGGUGGGUCGAGGGCAUUGGCGAGGAGGAGGAGGAGGAGGGCGGUGGGGGGGGCGCGCGGCGAGGGCUUGGGGACGGCGGUAACGGCACUACGCCGGUGACGUGGAACAACGACGCGGUCGUGCGGGUGUCGUCGGGCUUCGACGAGAAGAGGUGGAUUUCCGCCAACUACAUCGCCAAGAUCACGGGCCUUCUUUACAACGACAUCACUGGGUGGUCCAGCACCUACCGGGAAAAAAAACCCUCCUUCCAGCCGCUGUCGGCCUGCGGCGGCAGCAAUGACAGGGGGGGAGACGGAGACUUCGCCCACAGGGGCUCCGCGGAUUCGUACGACUUCGUGUGGGCGGCCUUCGAUCGUCUGGGCGAAGAGGUGGUCAUCAAGCCUAAGCGGACGGUCAUGUGCCUCUUCCCUGAAGGCGGUGUCGAUGCGGCGGAACUUGUCCACGCCGACGGCAACGAAGAGAUAGCGGAGUACUACCGAGACACGGGGGAGUGCGUGAGGAGCCUCGCGGCCGCGGCGGCCAGCGGUAACUCCUCCUACUCGGGACCGGCCUGCCCCUCCAACGGCGGCGGUGGCGACGGGUGGGCCGGGGAGGGCGGGGUGUCCCUCAUGCUCGGCCUCGGGGACUGCCUCGCCGGCCAGGAAAACGCCUUCCUGUACCACAACUCCUCGGCCUACCUCCGCCUGCCGCUGAACGUAACGUCGGUGGCUGAGGAGGCGGAGGAGGAGGAGGAGGAGGAGCGGGCGGCAAGAAGAAGCAGCGGCGGCAGCAAGAAGAAGCAGCACGGGAGCGGUCACGUCGGCGGCAUGACGGCGCGUCUCGUGCGGUACUCGCCGGCGCUCCCGCCGCGCCCUGAGCAGCCGCCGGGGGGCCCCGACCGCGCGUACAUCGUCUACCUCGCGGUCGGCCUCGCCGCCGUGGGCCUGGCGGUGGCGGGCCUCCGCGCCCUGUACCGGUGGCGGAGACGGGAGAAGCUCGCCGCCUACGGCAGCGAGGGCGGCAGCGUUCACGGCGGGGGCGGCGGGGGCGGGGGCGGUGGCUUCGGCGCGGGUGGACGCUUUUCGUCGUCGUCGGGGCUCGGCUGGAGGAGCGGCGGCCGCGGCGGCAGCGACUUUGGCGGUAACUUCGACGGCGGCUUGGUUGGCGGCGGCAUCGUCGGUGACAGCGGCCACGGCUACACCUACGAGGGUGCCAUGUUUCCCGCGGACAACUACAGCUCGGGGGGCCUGUCCGGGUCCUCCCGCUCCCAGGGCGGCUGGCGCAGCGGCGGCGGCGGUAGCGGGAAGCCCCCGGCGGCGGUCGGGCCGAUGGAGGUACCCCUCUUGAAUCAGUCGGAUUCCCCCUUGCGGCUGCGAGAUGGUAGUAGCGGGGCGACGGCGGCGACGUCACCGGCGACGGCUAGCUCGUCGCGGCGCAGAAGCAGUCGCGGGAUGGACUCAAGCCGCGGCGGCGGCGGCGGUGGUGGUCGUGACUCCUCGCCCUCGCCCUUCUCGAGAGUGCUCGGCACCAUGGGGAGCGGCCCGGCGGCGACGGGCAGAAGGAGGAAGAAGUCCGGGGGAAGCGGCGGUGGCGGGGGUCGCCGAGAUCGGUUAUCCGGAGGAAAGCCCGCGGCGGCGGCGGCGGCGGCGGGGGGGGGGGGGGGGGAAAAACUCAAUGACAAAGCCCCCCACCAACAAGGGCCCCUCCGGGGGGGCACCCGCGG